Ostrea edulis (European flat oyster) is the source of this 2608-nucleotide messenger RNA. Its product is annotated as putative amine oxidase [copper-containing]. Gene Ontology annotation, molecular function: quinone binding; primary methylamine oxidase activity; copper ion binding. Gene Ontology annotation, biological process: amine metabolic process. The coding region runs from base 96 to 2468 and encodes 790 amino acids. The record is from RefSeq and is a predicted model, not a curated record. Lineage: Eukaryota; Metazoa; Mollusca; Bivalvia; Ostreida; Ostreidae. The transcript has 3 exons. Gene Ontology annotation, cellular component: plasma membrane.
AUUGUAAUAGGUUUAACAUUUUCAAAACAUUGACAUAAGAGGACAGCUCCACAUCCAAACUAGGACGACUCGAGAGUGAAAACAGAUGCAUAUUAAUGGACAAGGAAAAGGAAGACGGGACACGCAAAGUCCAUAAAGUCUGGAAACACCUUACCUAUACCCUUGGUAUAUUUUGUUUGGUGCUCGUAAUUGUGAUUGCAGUAAUUAUUGUAAUGAUGAUCAAUAGGAAGGAGUCCGAUGAUAUCUUAGAAUGCUAUGGACUUCCCGCCUCUGGUGCUAUAGAUUUAACAGAGCCAGAUUUUCCACAUGUUUUUCAUGAUUUAACCAGAAAAGAAAUCCAAACUAUUCUGCACUUCAUGUUCUCUCAGAAAGAAUUAAAUUUAACUGACCCUGAAGAAACAACCAUCGCUUCAAACUACAUCUACUCGGUGGAGUUGAUUUUGCCGGAGAAAAAGGAUGUUAUUCAGCCCUAUCCCGAAACCAGAGUAAAAAGGCAAGCAAUGGUCACUGUAUUCCACGGGGGCAAAGCAAACCCUGAUAUUAGGGAAUACUAUGUAGAUAUAACAACGUCAUCACCACAAUUAACUUUGUCAAGAAAACCAGUUCCUUUCUCCUUUCGACCGUAUUCAUUUCCAGAAUAUGACAUCGCUUCGAAGAUACUAAAAGAGGAAUUGGAAAGAAAUGUCGGAGAUAUUCUAAAAGAAAGUUUCGACGGAUCAUUCACGAACUGUGGGAAUAAGUGUUUAGGGUACUUUUGGUCUGUGCCAUAUCCUGCAAAAACUGCAGGCAUACGUGAAAAGGAUUAUCGUGGUUUCUGGUAUCCACUGAUGCAGCUGAAAGAACCCGUCCAUCUACAUCCAGUUGAUUUCAUUGUCUUGUUGAGAAUGGAUGGAACCUCUAAGCCGAAAACCAGCGCCGUUUGGUAUAACAACAAGUUGUUUGAUUCGCUACAAAGUUUUAAGGAAAAAUGGAACAAUGGAGAGGUAAAUAAGAUCCGCGUUGAUUUCCCAACAUCACAUACCCACCAUGAAGUCUUUCCAGAAUACCCUCAAAGACCACCUAUUGAAGUCGAACCAGACGGAAAACGUUACACCAUCAAAGACAAAAUGGUUACAUACAUGAACUGGAACUUUAAGUUCGGAAUAUCUCCGACUCAUGGUCCCCAAUUGUAUCAAAUCAAAUUCAAAGAUACCAUGAUUGUUUAUGAAAUGGGGUUACAAGAAGCAUGCGUUUUUUAUUCGUCAACACGUCCCGAUGGAAUGUUUACAAAUUUCUUUGACAGUGUAGAGAUGCUUGGACGGUCAAUUCGUUCACUGGUUCCUGGAGUUGAUUGUCCAGGGCAUGCUACAUUUGUUGAUUCCGUCUUCAUGUUGGAAUUCUCAAGAGAACCUGUCACAAAAAAGAAUGCAAUUUGUAUUUUCGAACAUAAUACUGGCAUUCCCCUACGACGCCACCACGCACCUUAUGAACCCCCAUCUGGAUAUUACGAGGGCACACCAAGUAUUGUGCUUAUUCUUCGUAUGAUAGCAAACGUUGGUAAUUAUGAAUAUAUAUUUGAUUUUAUUUUCUAUCAGAAUGGUGCGUUUGAAACUAAAGUGACGUCAACGGGAAACAUCAUAAGUUCCGCUUUGAUAUCAGAUAGGAAAUAUGGUUUUCAAGUAAAUGACCAAUCUAUUGGAAUGAUACACCACCAUCUGUUUCAUUUCAAGGUGGACCUUGAUAUUGGAGAUUCAAUCAACAGCUAUACGACCUACAACAUUGAGAGCGACAGUGUUUCAAAUCAGUUCUCAAGUGAGACAAAUCCAAAAAAGUGGUUUCAGGAGAAAAUUGUGCAGAUGAAUUACGCUACUGAGAGAGAAGCUGCUUAUAAGUAUAACUUUAGUAGCCCCAAGUACCACGUAGUAUACACAGAAGACGAAGCACACAAAGACAAAUUUGGUAAUCGCAAGGGUUACAGAAUAUUACACAGAGGUAUGUCUAAAAGUCUUCUACCAGAAGGUUUCGGAAAUGAACCCAGUGCGUCUUGGAUGAGGUACCAAAUGGUUAUCACAAAACGCAAAGAAAGCGAACCUUAUAGCUCUUCAAAAUAUGCCACUUUCAAUGGAGAUCAACCGAUUGUUGACUUCGAAGAUUUUAUUGGAGAUGAGAAUAUACAAGGGGAGGACUUGGUUGCUUGGAUCACCUUAGGACUACACCACAUCCCACAUACAGAGGAUCUUCCUGUCGUACAGACACCAGGAACUGACGUCAGCUUCUUGUUGCUGCCUUUCAACUUUUUCCACGAAGACCCAAGUAUUGGAAUCCGUGACAACGUCCGCAUCCAUUACUCUAAAACAGAAAACCCAAGGAAGUCAUUGCUAGUGAAGAGGCAUACAAAAACGGAGGACCUGAACUGCUUACCUCCAAAGACUUACAGUAUCGAAGACCUGACAGCUGAUCCCGAAGAUUUCAUAGAUCGUCAGAAUUAGUUUGGAAUUGUACGUAGCUUUAUAUAUUUUUUUCAAAAUUACAAUUCAAUUGAAUGGUAUAUGUGUUUACCAUUUCGAUUUGGUUUAUAUGCUUUUUUUAAAUAUGAUUUCAGAAAAUAAAGCUUCUAUUAAAUUGUUAA